AUGUCUCCACUGCAAAACCCAGCUCUUCCCAAAGGCUCCCUCGUUCUUGUGACGGGAGCCAAUGGCUUUUUGGGCUCGCACGUCGCAGACCAGUUCCUCCAUUAUGGAUACAACGUUCGGGCAACUGUCCGAGACCCUGUGAAGCAUGCUUGGUAUGCCGACUUGUUUGAGAAGAAGUAUGGCAAGGACAGGUUUGAGCUCGUCCAAGUUGACGACAUGUCCAAGGACGGUGCUUUCGACGAGGCAAUCAAAGGUGUCCAAAUUUUCGUUCAUACAGCUUCUAUCAUGACGUUCGACCCCGACCCGAAGAAUGUGAUCCCCCAGGUCAUAGCUGGUGUGCUCAACGCUCUCAAGGCGGCCUACGCCGAGCCGAGCGUGAAGCGAUUUGUCUUCACGUCUUCCUCCGCCGCAGUGGUAACUUCUCAUCCUGACGUUCCUCCAAUCGUCGCCACCGAUGAUACCGAGAACGAGUGGGCUGUCAAGCGGGCCUGGUCGGAGCCCCCUUACCCCGCUGAUCACGGCGCUCGGGUGUACGAGGCCAGCAAAACCCAGGCUGAGCAGGAACUGUGGAAGUUUCACCGAGAGAACCGUAGCAAGAGGCCUGACCUGGUUGUCAAUACAGUACUCCCCAACUUGGUGUUUGGCAGGUCACUUGACCCCGUUCGCCAGGGUUACCUAAGUAGCGGUGGUCUUAUCCCGGCUCUUUGGAACGGAGACGUCCUCUCAUUCCACAAGGCGCAGAAUCCGCAGUACUUCGUCGACGUGCAAGAUGUUGGCCGCCUUCACGUCAUUGGCGCUCUGUUCGAGAAAGUCAAGGAUCAGAGACUUUUCGGCUUCGCCGACCGCUUUUCCUGGGACAAGAUUCUGGACAUCAUGAGGAAGCAAGAGCCUAACCGCAAGUUCCCUGACAAUUUCUCUGGCGGCGAGGAUCCCCAUGAGAUCCCGCCUCGACACAAGGCGGAGCAGCUGCUCAAGGAGCUCGGGCUCCCGGGAUGGACAAGUUUGGAGGACUCCAUUAGUUACAACUUGGAAGCACUGAGGGCUUCCUCCUAG
This is a messenger RNA of Clonostachys rhizophaga, 1053 nucleotides long. The record is from the annotation of a GenBank genome assembly. NCBI's taxonomy places the organism in Eukaryota, Fungi, Ascomycota, Sordariomycetes, Hypocreales, Bionectriaceae.